UUCGUAUAAUAUUUAUGUUAUUUUUCUCAUCCCUUUAAAAGAAGAAGAAGAAGAAAGAGAAAAAAAAAGAAGAGGAAAGGGAAGAAGGAGAAGAAGAGGAAGAGGAAGUGGAAGGAGAAGAGAGAAAAAGGAAGAGGAAGGAGAAGAAGAAGAAAGAGAAAAAAGAAGAGGAAGAGGUAGAAGAAGAAGAGGAAGAGGAAUAGGAAGAAAAAGAAGAAGAGGAAAGAAGGAAGAAGGAAACAGGUACCGGCAUCUCCCAGAUACUCCUGUCGAGUGAUUUCAUGACCACCUCUGCCAGGCCUAUCCAUCCACUGACUUCCUGGUCCGACAGCCAGGAGUCAUGAACUACACCAGUAAGACUGUAUAGCGCAGGAUCCUGGGUAUGCAAAUGUUCUCCGUGGAAAUGCCUCGCUUACGGUGCAGUUUUAUUUACCUGUGGAUAUGAUGCAAGAGGCUCUUCCUAAAUUCCUCCGAGACUUUCACGCACUCGCGGUGUAGAGAAAGUCCCAGCAAGCAAGUGAUAGGAAACGCAAGCCAGUAUUCGCCUACCUUAAUAAUAAGACAUAUGUUCACUCAGCUGCUGGAAGCGCAGCAAUGACGAGUUUCCUCCACAACAGGAUGGUGCUUUUGGACGAGGAAAUGUACGGCUCAGGAGUCCGUAUCAAGGAGGAGCUCGAAGGAGACGUCGCAGAAGACUCGUGCGUGGAAAUUAAGGAGGAGCCACUCGAUUUUGGAGACGAGGCGAGGAGUGAAGCGAGGAGGGAAGGGAGCCUUGCGAAGGUGAUACAUGAGGCGAGAAGUGAUGCGAGCCUUGCGAAGGUGAUACAUGAGGCGAGAAGUGAAGCGAGCCUUGCGAAGGUGAUACAUGAGGCAAGAAGUGAAGCGAGCCUUGCGAAGGUGAUACACGAAGCGAGAAAUGAAGCGAGCCAUGUGAGGGCAAUACACGAAGCGAAAGACUCGUGUGACUCGGUUCCUUGCGGUCGUGAUGUGACGAGACCGCCGCUUGAGGCCGAGGACCGCGAAAAUGAGUUUUCUGACAAGGACGGAAACCCGCGCGGGGGUAGACUCAAGGGAGACGCGCGGCGGAAAGCAGAAUCCACGUCGAGUCGCUUCGUAUGCGAGGCGUGUGGCAAGAGUUUCUCCCAGAGGUACCACUUGAACGUUCACAUCAGGAUCCACACAAAAGAGAAGCCUUACAAGUGCGAUAUUUGCAGCAAGGGAUUUCCGUCCAAGAGCGACCUGGUGAAGCACAUCAGGGUCCAUACGAGGGAGAGGCCCUACAGCUGCGAGAUCUGCGGCAACGCCUUCGCGAAGAAGAGCCACCUGAUAAGACACAUAAGAGUCCAUACCAAGGAGAAGCCCUAUAGCUGUAGUAUCUGCGGCAAGGCUUUCACGCACAAGACUAGUUUAGUGAGCCACAGGAUAGUCCAUACGAGGGAGAAGCCCCACAGCUGCGAGAUCUGCCACAGGGCCUUCUCGGAGAAAAGCCAUCUUGUGAGGCACGUCAGAGUACAUACCAAGGAGAAGCCACACUGCUGCCAGAUCUGCGACAAGGCUUUUUCGCAGAGAGACAGUCUGGUCAGGCACGUGAGAGUGCAUACAAGGGAGAGGCCUUUCGUCUGCGAGGUCUGCAGCAAGGCCUUCUCGAGGAAACAGAAUCUGGUGCGGCACACGGGAGUACAUAGAGAGGAGAAGCCCUAGUCCUAUGAAUUGCUGUUUGGGAUAGCACACGAGUACGUACAAAAGAGAAGCCGGACAGCUGUGAAAUUUGCAAUACACAUGAGAGUACAUAGAGAGAAGAAGCCCUAAACCUAUGAAUUCCUAUUUGGUAUAACACAUGAGUACAUACGAAAGAGAAGCUGAACAGGUGCGAGAUUUAACAAAACACAGGAGAGUACAUAGAAAAGAGAAGCUGAACAGGUGUGAGAUUUAACAAUACACAGGAGAGUACAUAGAAAAGAGAAGCUGAACAGGUGCGAGAUUUAACAAAACACAGGAGAGUACAUAGAAAAGAGAAGCUGAACAGGUGUGAGAUUUAACAAUACACAGGAGAGUACAUAGAAAGGAGACUCCCUAAACCCAUGAGCUUUUAAAUAAAGCCUCACAGAAUAGCGGUUUGGUAUAGCACAUGAGUAUGUACAAAAGAGAAGCUAGAAAGCUCUGAGAUUUUACAAUGAGAGUACAUACAAAAGAGAAGUGGUAUGAAGCUGUGAGGUUUCUCAAGUGAGUAUGAUAUUGUGAGUCAUGUAUGAGUCGUGCAAGUAGACACCAUGAAGACAUUUGGUCGGGUUGUAUAGUAGGUAUAAAUGUAGAUCACGUACCAUAUGUAUACAAGGUCAAUAUGAAUAUAAAUAAUAAAUAAGUGCAAAUAUAAAUAAU
Molecule: messenger RNA, 2379 nt
Organism: Penaeus indicus
Lineage: Eukaryota; Metazoa; Arthropoda; Malacostraca; Decapoda; Penaeidae
Product: gastrula zinc finger protein XlCGF8.2DB-like
Exons: 5
Coding region: 595-1701 (368 amino acids)
Biological process (GO): regulation of transcription by RNA polymerase II
Cellular component (GO): nucleus
Molecular function (GO): DNA-binding transcription factor activity, RNA polymerase II-specific
Source: RefSeq, a predicted model, not a curated record